Molecule: messenger RNA, 1227 nt
Organism: Python bivittatus (Burmese python)
Lineage: Eukaryota; Metazoa; Chordata; Lepidosauria; Squamata; Pythonidae
Source: RefSeq, a predicted model, not a curated record
UGGGACCCCGGAGGCGCCGACCCAGGCGAUCGCGCACCUUCCCCGGCUGUUGGAAGAGGCGAGCCGCGCCAGUCUGUGGGGGUCAACAUCGGGAGGAGUCGCGGGUGGCACCUUUUCCGACUAGCACAUGGCAUUAAAAGGCAUCAGCUUUGGCGAGCUGCAGCUCCCUUCAUCGGAUGGAUAGAGUGGCGAGGCUGCUGUGGGAUUUAAACCGAGGGGAAGGGAGGGGAAGACGGUGGUUAUGCAGACGCAGGUUAUAUGCGAGAGAGGUUGCAACUGUCUUACCAGUUAACAGCUGUCCUGUGUCACAAACCCAUUGGUGAAAACCAGAUUCUAACACUCUUUGCCUUUGGGCCAGCCAUGACUGAACCUCGGGACUACCAAACAUUUGUCUUCCUUGAUAUUGAGACCACCGGCUUGCCCAGAGACCAACCUUGCAUGGCGGAGCUGUGCCUUUUUGCUGUUCACCACUCUUCCCUGAAGCCCUCUCCACAGAAAAAUGAACUGGAGUUCCCUCGCAUCAUAGACAAGCUCACCCUCUGCAUUAAUCCCCAGAAACCCUUUACCCCAUCUGCAGCGGAUAUGACCGGGCUGAGCAACCAACAGCUGGAGCAGAAUUGCAAGCCAGAAAUCAACCGUUCUUUCGUGGAGAUCCUGAAAGGGUUUUUAGACCGGCAAGCUCAGCCUAUCUGCUUAGUGGCUCACAAUGGUCUCAGAUUCGACUUCCCCUUGCUGCGUAAAGAACUGUGGCAAAUAGGCACUGAUCUGCCCCCAAAUACAGGAUGCCUUGAUACUUUGCAGGCUUUGAAGGACCUGCUCCAAGAUCCUUCCCUGAGCUAUCGGCUGGGAAACCUGUACCAGUAUUUCUACAAAGAGGAACCAUCCAGAGCCCACUCGGCUGAAGGAGAUGUGCUCACUCUUCUCCUUGUGUUUCUUGCUAAGGCCCACGAGCUGAAGGCUUGGGCAGCCAGUCUGGCCCGGAAGUGGGAGCAGAUUCACCCUAUGUGUUCUCCCCACUCAAACAGUAACAGGAGCUGAUCCUCAGGAAAAAAAGUAAUUUUCUCCUAUCCACGCCUCUUUUCCACAUUACUGAACCAUAAGUUUUAAACGAUGGUUUCUUGAUUAAACCAUAAUUUGCUAGCUUGUACUUGACAAACCAAGCUCUUUUUUUUUCCUGGAUGUAGAGAGCCACAGAUGACCUUGGAGAAGAUAUGCGGCGGCAGUUAG